GAAACGAAGAGCACAGCUGAGGUCGAUCCCUGCUGCAGCGGAGCACAGCGGCGCCCUCCGCCCCGAAUGGGCACGUCUCUCUCCCUUUGUUUUUGUUGUUUUUCUCUCUCUCUCUCUCGCGCGCGCGCCCUCCCAGGCGAGAGGUCCAUCGAGGAGGAGGAGGAGGACGAGGAGGAGGCCGACGAAUUCCACGACCAGGCGUCGGCGGGUGCCUGCGCGAUCCUGCAAGACCAGAUCAUCUUGACCACGUCGAACCCGUUCGAGCGCCUGGCUCACUCGUACGCGCUCGCCCAGUCGGUACGGCUGAGCGUGUUCGAGGUGUCCGUCGACAGGUCAAUCGAAGAGACACGAAGCGUGCCAGAAACGAUGGCAAGAACUGGAGACGUCCACCUCGACCAUACGCAGCUUUCAAAGCGCAUGGGCAAUAUCCUCAUGCUAAGGUGCGACGUGAACCUUCACACGGACAUUCUCGAUACACCAGACAUUUUCUGGGACGAGGACAAGUUUGAACCCCAUUACGUUGCAUGCCGCAAUUAUAUGGACAUUGACAAACGGGUCGAGAUUUUGAAUCAGCGGCUUGGGGUGUUGAAGGAUUUGUACGACCUUUUGCAGAACAGUCUGAACGUGAAGCAUGGAAAUAAGCUGGAGUGGAUUAUCAUAAUUCUAAUAUUGCUGGAAGUGGUCCUAGAAGUGUUAGAGCUGGUCCACGAUGCAUACGCAGGAUGAGAAGCCUGGAGCGACGUUGGACUAAAAUCAUCUGUCGCUGUUGGCAGUCAUCGUGUAAAGGCCGUUGGCACGAAUUGGCAAUGCAGGUUCACCACCACACCCGAAUCUACGCCAAGUGCAGUCUUGACACCCCCUCUUGCCACAGGUGAACAGGUGGGACCAGCAUUUGUGGUCGAAUCGUUUCAAUCUCAUCGGAAUCAUCGGUGGAGGACUCAGCACUCUCAGCUGAGCCUUGCUUGUUCUGUGAAUAUAACCGGUCCUGAAGAUACGC
Prorocentrum cordatum is the source of this 997-nucleotide messenger RNA. The record is from the annotation of a GenBank genome assembly. NCBI's taxonomy places the organism in Eukaryota, Dinophyceae, Prorocentrales, Prorocentraceae.